CAUGUCCUAUAACAACCCUCUGAAUCACAAGCAAGAUGUCCUGCGUCUGAUACACCCAUCUAAAGUUAAUGCGCAACAUCCUGCAACCAUCUUCUCUUUGGCCUUCCUCUUCCUAUCUUCCCAGGCAUUUACCCCUCCCUCCCUCCCUUGGUAUUCUUUUCAAACUUUCGUAAC
Molecule: messenger RNA, 174 nt
Organism: Candidula unifasciata
Lineage: Eukaryota; Metazoa; Mollusca; Gastropoda; Stylommatophora; Geomitridae
Source: the annotation of a GenBank genome assembly